AUGUCUUCGUUACUUCUUAGUCAUAAAGAGCGGGCCGAAGGGCCGUGGGUUAAAUUACAGUCUGACCCGAAUCUUUUUACUGCAUUGAUGUAUGACCUGGGUGUUAGAGGAGCCAAAGCUACAGAAGUAUUUGUCCUUGAUCAACAAGAUAAUUUUGAUGAAUUAGGGCAAAUAUUUGGAAUAGUUUUUCUUUUCAAAAUGAUUGGUGAUGUAUCGGGAGAUUUAAGAGGAUUAAACAAAGAUGUUGAAUACGAACCUAUCGAGGAAUUGCCAAAAAAUGUAUAUUUUGCCAAUCAGGUAGUUGAGAAUGCGUGUGCUACACUAGCAAUAUUAAACAUAGUAUUGAAUUGCCCUCAAUUGGAGAUUGGUCAAGAACUUAAAGAGUUUAAAGAUUUCACUUGGGAACUUCCACCUGCCACAAGGGGGUGCACAAUUGCGAAUCAUCCAACUUUUCGUCAAAUUCAUAAUUCAAUGGCAAGACAUCCAGAAGAUGCAUUAAUUGUCGAGGAGCCUGUUCGUAAGAAAAAAAAGUCUGAAAUAGUAGAGGAAUUAUCGAAUGAAGUGUAUCAUUAUAUUGCAUAUGUGCCUGUCGAUGGACAAGUAUGGCAAUUAGAUGGAUUAUUUCCUCAUCCUGUAAAUAUAGGAGGAUAUGAUGAUCUUAAACAUUGGUAUGAUUCUGCUCGUGGCAUUAUUAAUGAGCCAGAGGGUUUAGAAUAUGUAUUAUUGGCUAUAACAAAAGAUCAACUUGGUAUUAAUCAAGACAGAAUUAACGAUUGUUUAUACAUAAAAAAACUUGUCGAAGAAAGAUUGGAUGAAAUUAAUAGAUCAUGGAGAGAAGCAAACUUUGAAGAUGUAGAUGUUCCAUUUACUGAAGAAGAACAAGCGAAAGUAAUAGAUCGAGGAAAUGCUGGAAUGGAAUUAUUAAAUCUAUCGUUGUGUCAUGAUGAUAUCGAAAAACUUGAACAAUUAAGAUCUCCAAUGAUUGGUGAAAUUAAAGUUUUACUUGAAGAUAAUGAAAGAGAAAUUAAGUUAAAAGAGGUUGAGAAAGAACGCCGGAGCUUCGAUUAUGGAUUUUUCUUUAGAGAAUUUAUUUCAAUUCUUCAUGAACGUGGAGAAUUACGGGAUUUACUUGCAUCAGCACCUGAAAUGUAUGAAGGUGAGGAACGAUAUUAA
Diversispora eburnea is the source of this 1173-nucleotide messenger RNA. Lineage: Eukaryota; Fungi; Glomeromycota; Glomeromycetes; Diversisporales; Diversisporaceae. The record is from the annotation of a GenBank genome assembly.